Struthio camelus australis is the source of this 2845-nucleotide messenger RNA. It is a transcript of the gene KCNK10, whose product is annotated as potassium two pore domain channel subfamily K member 10. The record is from RefSeq and is a predicted model, not a curated record. Gene Ontology annotation, molecular function: outward rectifier potassium channel activity; potassium ion leak channel activity. Gene Ontology annotation, cellular component: plasma membrane. NCBI's taxonomy places the organism in Eukaryota, Metazoa, Chordata, Aves, Struthioniformes, Struthionidae. Gene Ontology annotation, biological process: stabilization of membrane potential; potassium ion transmembrane transport.
UAGUCCAGCGUGUCUCUGGCUGCAAACUCCGCCAAACAAGCCUGCAUCCUCCUCCAGGGAAGGAUACCCAGAAGCGAUGAAAUUUCCAAUCGAGACUCCAAGAAAACAGGUGAACUGGGAUCCUCAAGUGGCUGUUCCCUCGCCAGUGUCAGCUUGUGAACCUGAGCCCAAAACCAACGGGCAUUAUCCAGCUCCACGACUCUCUAUUUCGUCCCGAGCAACUGUCGUCGCCACCAUGGAAACCCCUUCUCAGGGCCUGCAGACAGUCAUGAAAUGGAAAACAGUGGUGGCCAUUUUCGUUGUGGUUGUAGUUUACCUGGUGACUGGAGGACUUGUCUUCCGUGCCCUGGAACAGCCUUUUGAAAGCAGGCAGAAGAAUACAAUAGCAUUAGAGAAGGCUGACUUUCUUCGGGAACACGUUUGUGUAACCCAGCUAGAACUGGAGACACUGAUUCAGCAUGCUAUUGACGCUGAUAACGCUGGAGUCAGUCCCAUAGGAAAUUCCUCUAACAACAGCAGUCAUUGGGACCUUGGAAGUGCCUUUUUCUUUGCUGGAACAGUCAUCACAACAAUAGGAUAUGGCAACAUUGCCCCAAGCACUGUCGGAGGCAAAGUUUUCUGCAUCUUGUAUGCCAUCUUUGGGAUUCCACUAUUUGGCUUCUUGCUGGCUGGGAUUGGAGACCAACUUGGAACCAUCUUUGGGAAGGGUAUUGCAAGGGUGGAGAAAGUUUUCAGAAAAAAACAAGUGAGUCAAACAAAGAUCCGGGUGAUCUCUACCAUCCUCUUCAUCCUGGCAGGCUGCAUUGUCUUUGUGACCAUUCCUGCAGUUAUCUUCAAACACAUCGAGGGAUGGACAGCCUUGGAGUCCAUCUACUUUGUGGUUGUCACUCUGACUACCGUUGGCUUUGGUGAUUUUGUAGCAGGAGGAAAUGCUGACAUCCAUUAUCGGGAAUGGUAUAAACCCUUAGUGUGGUUCUGGAUCCUUGUUGGCCUUGCCUAUUUUGCUGCUGUCCUGAGUAUGAUUGGAGAUUGGUUAAGAGUCCUGUCUAAGAAGACAAAAGAAGAGGUUGGAGAAAUAAAAGCCCAUGCAGCUGAGUGGAAAGCAAAUGUGACAGCUGAGUUCAGAGAAACACGGAGGCGGCUCAGCGUGGAGAUCCACGACAAACUUCAGAGGGCAGCUACCAUCCGCAGCAUGGAGCGUAGGCGCCUGGGCCUGGACCAGAGGGCCCACUCCUUGGACAUGCUCUCUCCAGAGAAGCGCUCUGUCUUUACUGCCUUGGAAACAGGACGCUUCAAGGCCUCAUCUCAGGAAAGCAUCAACAACAGGCCUAACAACCUGCGCCUUAAAGGGUCAGAUCAACUCAACAAGCACGGGCAGGGGGCAUCUGAGGAUAACAUCAUUAACAAAUUUGGAUCAUCUGCCAAGAUGACCAAAAGGAAAAACAAAGACCUCAAAAAGACCAUCCCCGAGGACGUGCGUAAAAUUUAUGAGACCUUCCGAAACUACUCCUUGGAUGAAGAAAAAAAAGAAGAAGAGACAGAGAAGAUGUGUAAUUCUGAGAACUCUUCCAGCACUGCAGUCCUAACCAACUGCAUCCAGCAGCACUCAGACCUGGAGAAUGGAAUGAUCCCCACAGAAACCAAAGAAAGGGAACAUGAAAACAAAGCAUUACUUGAAGACAGAAGUUAAAUGUAAAAAAUGCCUGACUUGAAUAAACAAUGCUAGUGUUUUUAUAUACAUAUAUAUAUAUUGAGACACGUGCCUUAUACAGACUCCUUAUUCAGUCUGAAUUAUAUAGCAUCGAAGAAUAUUUCACUGUGCCAUAAAGACUCAAGCUUGCUCUGCCAAAACAAAUCAGGAACUAGCACUGCAGAAUGGCAACAGAAAGCUACGCACAUGGAAAUUUCAGCCUGUAUAAGACUACCAGGGUAAAACACAAAGGAAGCAACUGAACUAUGGCAAUACCACCAGAGUGCUGCUACCAUCGCAUACUAUUAGACAAAAGGCAGCUAUGCAAGAAGAACCUUUCAAAGGAAUGAAAAAGAUUGUAUCUUUUUAAUGGAAUAUACACAUUAAGCCUUCCCCUGGUGAUUAAAAAGAGGAGAAAUGAUUGGAACUAACUAUAAGCUUUCAGUAAGGCUUAGUUUAAGUUUUGGCACGUGAUCCAAGCUCGAUUUUUUCUUUUCAUUUUUGAAUCAGAUGCAUUAUCUUUCUAAACUCCAAAAAAAUAUCCAUGAACACAGUUGCCAGCUAGACGCUGGUUUGAAAAAUCAGCACAGACAUAUUUAAGGGUCUGAUUGCUCUUUUCAUUAAAAAAUAAAGCAACUCUGUGGGUAUUUAUCAUAACCAGUUAAAAAAUUUAAAAAAAAGAAACAAAUGGAUUUUUUUUCUCUUGUAGGAAAUAAUCAGUGUAAACUCACUGCAAGAAAGUGCAUAUGAAGAAAAUGCAACAUUUCGUGCUGUGUUGUUUAAAAGAAGAGAAACGUUAAUUUAAUGAUAUUUGGCUAGGUGUAUAAAACAGUUGGCCAACUGUUUUUUAAAAGAAUUUCUGAUUCAUACUUUCUACCACUGAAAGAACUUCAAUUUUAAUGCCGUAAAUCUAUGAAGACAGAAGAAAAGCUAUAGCUUUUGCAUGUCAGCAAACUGCUGUUCUCUGUAGCUGAAUCUAAAUUUUUAAAAAUAGACAUAAGAACAUAUGGACUGUUCAAAUGAGGGCCAGGGCAACCAUAGAAUCUCAGGGCUCUAUGCCCCUUUUGCUGGGUUUGGGUUUAAACAUGAGCUGCAGUCAUUGUCUCAAAAACAAAAAAAGAAAUUUAGGAGAAGAAGUUGAGAAAAAUAUGGUGG